Molecule: messenger RNA, 2060 nt
Organism: Xyrauchen texanus (razorback sucker)
Lineage: Eukaryota; Metazoa; Chordata; Actinopteri; Cypriniformes; Catostomidae
Gene: gbe1a
Product: glucan (1,4-alpha-), branching enzyme 1a
Exons: 16
Coding region: 21-2060 (679 amino acids)
Biological process (GO): glycogen biosynthetic process
Cellular component (GO): cytoplasm
Molecular function (GO): cation binding; hydrolase activity, hydrolyzing O-glycosyl compounds; 1,4-alpha-glucan branching enzyme activity
Source: RefSeq, a predicted model, not a curated record
AUUUUCUGUAAGCAACGGCAAUGACAAAUUCAAGCUCUGAUGUUGCUUUACCAAACCUCAGCGAGUUUCUGCAGGCGGAUCCGUAUAUAAGACAGUACGAGGGAGAACUUCACAGAAGAUAUAGGCGGUAUGCUGAGCGUGUGGCACUGUUGGAGGAGGCAGAAGGGAACUUUGAUCAGUUCACGUGGAGCUACCAAUUCUAUGGAAUCCAGCGCCAAUCCGACAAUAGCCUGCUCCUUAGGGAAUGGGCACCAGGAGCAGAGGCCGUCUUCCUAACUGGGGAUUUCAACCUCUGGGAGAAGCUGUCUUACCCUUUCACACAGAAAGAGUUUGGGAAGUGGGAACUGUACCUCCCUCCAAAGGAGGACAAAUCUCCUGCAAUAGUGCACAUGACCAAGCUCAAGCUUGUGAUCCUGACUAAAAAAGGUGAAUAUCUUUUUCGGAUCUCUCCUUGGGCAAAAUAUGUCACAAAAAGUUUGGAUUCUGUCACCUAUGACUGGACUCACUGGGACCCUCCACAACCAUACCAGUUUCAACACCCGAGACCCCCUCGUCCCGGCAGCCUUCGUAUCUACGAGGCCCAUGUGGGCAUCGCCUCGCCUGAGGAAAAGAUUGCCUCGUACAAUAACUUCUCCCAAAAUGUGCUACCUCGCAUUAAGGAUCUGGGAUACAACUGUGUUCAGCUCAUGGCAAUCAUGGAACAUGCCUACUAUGCAAGCUUUGGCUAUCAAGUCACUAACUUCUUUGCCGCAUCCAGUCGGUUUGGCAUUCCUGAUGAUCUGAAGCAUCUGGUUGAUACUGCACACUCUAUGGGCAUCAUAGUUCUGCUGGAUGUGGUCCACAGUCAUGCCUCCAGCAACACUGAAGAUGGGCUGAACUACUUUGACGGGACAGACUCCUGCUUCUUUCACGGUGGCUCCAGAGGGAACCACUCACUCUGGGGCAGUCGAAUAUUCAAUUACUCCAGCUGGGAGGUGGUGCGGUUCCUACUCUCCAACCUGCGCUGGUGGAUGGAGGAUUACCAAUUUGAUGGCUUCAGGUUUGAUGGUGUGACUUCUAUGCUGUACCACCACCAUGGCAUUGACAUGUCUUUUUCGGGGAGCUACAGAGAAUAUUUCGGCAUGCAUGUGGAUGAAGACGCACUCAUAUAUCUGAUGCUGGCCAAUCAUAUUCUGCACAAGUUCUACCCACUGUGCAUCACUGUAGCAGAGGAUGUAUCAGGGAUGCCAGGCCUGUGCAGGUCCAUUGAAGAGGGAGGACUGGGCUUUGAUUAUCGUCUGACCAUGGCCGUUCCAGACAAAUGGAUUCAGAUCCUGAAGGAAGUUAGGGAUGAGGACUGGGAAUUAGGGACCAUUGUUAACACCCUGACGAACAGAAGGAGAGGGGAAGCCUCAAUCACAUAUACUGAGAGCCACGACCAGGCAUUGGUUGGAGACAAGUCUCUGGCCUUCUGGCUGAUGGACAAGGAGAUGUACACCAACAUGAGCGCUCUCAUUACCAUGACACCUGUCAUAGAUCGUGGCAUCCAGCUCCAUAAACUCAUCCGUCUCCUCACUCACAGCCUGGGAGGGGAGGGCUACCUCAACUUCAUGUGUAAUGAGUUUGGCCAUCCAGAAUGGCUUGACUUUCCCAGAAAAGGAAAUAACGAGAGCUACUAUUAUGCCCGUCGCCAGUUCAACCUUGUGGACAUUGAGCAUCUGCGAUACCGACAACUAUACGCUUUUGACCGUGACAUGAAUCUCACAGAAGACAUAUACGGCUGGCUGGCUGCCAGUCAGGCAGUGGUCACAACUCUAAAUCAAGCUGAUAAGGUCAUCGUAUUCGAACGAGCAAAACUUCUGUUUAUCUUUAACUUCCAUCCCAGCAGCAGCUACAUCGACUACAGGGUGGCAGUGGAGCAUGCUGGGAAAUAUAAGAUCAAACUGAACUCGGAUGAGCUGCAGUAUGGAGGUCAUGGGAGACUCAUUCAGAACACUGAGUUCUUCACAGAGCCUAUGCCUUUCAACAACCGAUCCCACUCGUUUCUGUAUUUCAAGGUUCUGUAUGUGUAUAUGAUAUAA